AUGGCGAGUGUACCAGACCCAACUCUCGGCAACCCAUUUUUAAUAAAUAUGCCAAAGGAACCAGGCGUCGGCAUUAUUAAAAAUAAGAUGUCUGAAGCAGAGCGAUUGUUUCAUUAUUCUUAUGCAACACUUUCUGAGGAAUCAUGCUAUUUGGCGUUUCCCGAUGCAAUUCGAGAUUAUGCUUCCCUUUCAGGCCUUCAAAAUAUCGCUGGGUCUCAAGCACAAGAAAAGCGUCACGAUCUGACAUAUGCCUUUCUCGACAUUGCCGGCUUACCGGGCGAUCCAUUUAAUUCGGCUUAUCGUCGUCUCCCAGAUCAAUCGUUGAUUCCACGCGAGCAACUGCUUCGCACAGACGAGUAUCUCAAAGGCGAACCACCAGAACAAGUUUCUCUCUUUGUCGAUAAACUUGCACGAUUUAUAGUCGCCUUUGCUGGUGGACUAAGCCUUGUAGCCCCCAUGCUUAUCAUGAGAAUUGAGGAGAAUUUGACGAAGAGUCUAGUGACGACGAGUAUAGCUGUGGUAUUGUUUGCUGGAAUGACAAGUCUUAUUCUCCGUGCAAAUAACACGGAAACCGUCGCAGCAACUGCAACGUAUGCAACCCUGCUUAUGGUUUUUGUUGGGACAAAUGGAUGA
Molecule: messenger RNA, 633 nt
Organism: Botrytis fragariae
Lineage: Eukaryota; Fungi; Ascomycota; Leotiomycetes; Helotiales; Sclerotiniaceae
Exons: 3
Coding region: 1-633 (210 amino acids)
Source: RefSeq, a predicted model, not a curated record